Molecule: messenger RNA, 1981 nt
Organism: Cynoglossus semilaevis (tongue sole)
Lineage: Eukaryota; Metazoa; Chordata; Actinopteri; Pleuronectiformes; Cynoglossidae
Gene: hexim1
Product: HEXIM P-TEFb complex subunit 1
Exons: 2
Coding region: 348-1451 (367 amino acids)
Biological process (GO): negative regulation of cyclin-dependent protein serine/threonine kinase activity; negative regulation of transcription by RNA polymerase II
Cellular component (GO): nucleus; nucleoplasm; cytoplasm
Molecular function (GO): 7SK snRNA binding; cyclin-dependent protein serine/threonine kinase inhibitor activity
Source: RefSeq, a predicted model, not a curated record
UCCCUCUUGUUAAGCAGCAGACAGGACACUGUUAUAAGGGUUGGACGCUGUCUCUCAGUGAACGGCGUUCUGUGACAGCAGCGAAAGGGUUAAUGUUAGUUAGCGACAGUUGCUCAGGCAAAACCCCUUGGAGGAGUAACAAGUGUGCACUGUUUUGAAGUUUACUUGUGCUUUACGAAAGUUUAUAUUUUUAAAGGCUUCGGUAGUUUUACUUUUUAUAGUGACUUUGGCUCAUUUGACAUAGGUAUAUUUACUGACAGGAUACCUUUUAAAAGUACAUUUUGAGCUGAGUGUGUUCAUAGUUUAAAUAUGCGCUAAAACCCGAGCCAUCAGAGCGGAUCGGCAGGAUGACAGAACCAGCACAGAAGAGCCAUCACCUGAAAACUUCAGGCAGUCCAUCAGGUGGGAGCAGCGGAGCAGUUCUGGAGCAUCUCUCGGCCAGCAGCCGUGGAGGACCGCUGAACGGCGACAGGGGGCGACAGAGGGAGCAUAAGCAGAGGCAGCAGCAGCGGGCGGAGAGUGCUGAGGAUGUCAACACAGACAAGUUGAAGCAAACGAAAGGCGGUCAGAUGGGGGUGUGUCCUGCUUCAGCUGCCGGAAACAAGAUCACCAAGUGCCCGGCCGCAGCUCAGGAGCACCAGGAAUCUUCGGCUCAGACAUCGGACAACGACAAUCUGCCUUCGCAGGGUAAAAACACCGAAGACGGGCCACCGAAGGACACUUUGAACCAGGAGGAGAACUCCCACAUCGACUCCGAUACUGGGUUGGACGCGCGUCUGGGCAAGAAGCGGCACAGACGCAGGACCACCAGAAAAAGGCGCAACUGGAAGCCCUACUAUAAACUUUCCUGGGAGGAGAGGAAAGUCCUGGACGAGAAGGAGACAGCCAGGGCUUCCAGGCUGAGAGAGGAGAUGUUCGCCAAAGGGCUCCCGGUGGCCCCUUACAACACUACUCAGUUCCUCAUGGAUGAACAUGAUCGAGAGGAGCCAGAUCUCAACACCGAGACUGGGAUCAGGCGGAACUCGGGGGUCGGUGUGCGCCUGGAGGACACUUGCAGCGAGGAAGACCUGUUCGACAACGAAGAUGAUGACGAUGAUGACGGCAGCGGCGGAGGCAGCGACGGCAUCGGGAGGCCCGGCAACGCGGGCGGGGAGUUUCUCCAGAGGGACUUUUGCGAGACCUACGAGAUGUAUCACGUCGAGAGUCUGCAGAACAUGACCAAGCAGGAGCUGGUGCAGGAAUACCUGGAGCUGGAGAAGUGCAUGUCCCGUCUGGAGGAGGAGAACAACCGAUUGAGGCGCGCCGUAGAGCCCGGAGGUCUGACCGUGGAGAGUUCCAUGGUUCGACUCAGGGAGCUGGAGAGGGAACUGGAGAGACUGAGAGCCCAGAACACGGAGCUGCUUCUGCAGAACCAGCCCGACAAGGACAGGGCUCAAGUCGCUACCAACUAGACAAAUACCUUGUAGGGACAACCCGUUGAAAAAAGGUAAAAAAAUAAAUAAAUAAAAAAUGGACUACUGCAUUUAAAAAAAAAAAAAAAAAAGUUGUCAUCAGUUUUCUGUAAUCACGGUGUCAUUUGGACAUAAAGUCCAUGCAUUACAAUGCAAUACUCUGUUCUGUUCGCUUUUCUAUUUGGACUGUACGGAUGUCCGGUUCAGUUUUGAUGAUUUUUUUCCCAAGAAGAAAUGUAAAUACUUCAAAAAAUCCAUAUUCAUUUUAUAAAGAGAAUGUAUUUGACAACACAAGGAUAUUUUUGUUGGUUUCAGUGGUCAACCUUGUUUCCAUUUCCAUUCACUGUUUAAUUUUUUUUUUUGUUUUUUGUUUGAAUUAAACAAAAUGUACGCUCUCUUUCCCAAAGGCAGACUGAAAACCUUGUUUAAUAUUUAAUUUGGCAGCCAUGCAAAGACUAUUUUGCAAAACUAAAUUCCACAGUGAACAUUUUAACAGUUGACAGAAAUUCAAAUAAAACUUUGAAAUUGUG